Rhagoletis pomonella (apple maggot) is the source of this 909-nucleotide messenger RNA. RefSeq lists its product as uncharacterized. The record is from RefSeq and is a predicted model, not a curated record. The transcript has 3 exons. Bases 487 to 849 code for a protein of 120 amino acids. NCBI's taxonomy places the organism in Eukaryota, Metazoa, Arthropoda, Insecta, Diptera, Tephritidae.
UCAGCUAUGAUCUGUGAAAUGAUUCAAAGGCCUGUCAACUAUCAUCGUUGUCAUAAAUAUUACACGUAAAGUAAAUAAAAACCUAAAAACGUUAAAUAAACGAUCAAAAUAUGCGAAAACUUUUGGAAUUUUGCAAUUUUGUUGGUAAACAAAAAACUCUGAAAAAUGUGUCACAGCGAUAAAAUUGAGUAUCUGCUUAUCAAAACAAAAUGAUAAGUGGCAUGUUUACAUGCAUAUGUAUAUAUGUACAAGUGUAUCCACUUGGACUACAGAUAUUUGACCGAGUUUCACCGCUACCAUAAAAGGCGAAAAUUUUUGGAAUCCAACACAAUAGCAACUAAAUUGGCAGUUAACGGUGCUGCACUGAAAUUGAGCGCGACAAAAAAUCCAGCAGUAAUCAAGAGGAAUUAAAAUUAAGUUACAAUUAAAACGAAAGUAUUGUACGGGGAAAUAAGCAGCAAGCAAACAAGCUGUUGAGUCAACAUAAUGGGCUCGAUGAAAAGUUUGGUGCUACAUUUGUUGUUGUUAUCACUGUGUGCUAUGGUGUUGCAGCGUGCAACAAGUUUACCCACGGAAUUGACGACAACACAACAAACCGAAGAACCUUUAAUCCCACAAACGACUGUGGAGGCUGCGGCAAAUGAGGUUAUGCUAGCAACGGUCGGCAUAGUCGGUGAUGGCGGCGAUGCUGUGCAGGCGGUUGUUACGUCGACGUUGAUGCCGUUUUUGCCGACGGAUGAGCUUCCGCCGAGUAAAGUAAAAUGCGUCAAAGUUGGGGGAUUUUGCCAUUUGGCGGACGUUUGCUGCACGAAACGCUGCCUUACCUUCGCAAGACGAUGUGUAACAUAAUUUUUUGAGCUAAAAAAUAAAUUCGGUUAUUGAUAUAUUCCAAGGAAAGUUUGAAAGUGU